Molecule: messenger RNA, 1753 nt
Organism: Linum trigynum
Lineage: Eukaryota; Viridiplantae; Streptophyta; Magnoliopsida; Malpighiales; Linaceae
Source: the annotation of a GenBank genome assembly
UCGUAGUCUUGUUGAAAUUUUCUUUGACAUAUUUUAAUAAAUAUAAUUUUUUCACCCAAAAAUUUUUAAAAUCAUAUUUGAAACCAAGAUAUGUCUGUUAAAUUGUGGGAGAAUGAAAAUCUAGUAAUUGUAGCCCUUGAUAUGCACCAAAGUCUCAUCUCUUUUAAUUGGUUUUUUGAAGAUCAAGCUGGAGCAUUAUUCUGCCAAUUAGAUGAUUCUCCAUGGGAAAUAUAAUAUAGAUACAUUACAAAAUUCUCAAUAAUAGUAUGAAUUAACUCAAUAAAUCAAAAUAAUAACGAAGCAUGUGUAGCAUAACGAAUAAUAUGUUAGCGUGACUCACUCCUACUGUCACCCUAGAAAAUGGCCAAGUGUAACCACUUCCUAGAGCGUAGUAUAGCGGGUUUGGGUUUUAUUGUCAACCCGGGUCCUAGAUGUGAUGACUACUCAGUGAAUUCUUAUUAUCUAGCAGUGAAACUUUAGUGCAAGUUCAAUUAAGCAAACAAGCAAAGCAAUUAAACGGUUGUUUCAAGUCGAGAGAGGUCACCCUGAUAUGGUUCCCCCUAGACUGCAGUCAAGCUGGAUUGCAAUUUACCAAGUUCAGUUUUAAUGAUAGUUAUACUGCGGGAGGUUCUUAAGCAGUCUGAAGUCUCGACUAAAGGUCUCCAGACCCUCUCAAUCUGAGUCCCCAACGGGCGACUAACCUCCACCAGAGUAAACAGAUUGAGGCCCUAACGAACCAAACCUCCACUACCGAAGUAAAUUCGGUACAGAAUAGUGAAUUGGCUCCUCGACUAAAGUCGCCAAUUCACUACCUUCAAUUAAGGGUGCUCUAUCAACCUAGGCAGAAAUUGUCUUUCUAGGCUAAAGCAAAAAUAACAGGAAUUUGAUCAGGAUUCAAGUCAUUCAAUCAUUGAAGCCUCAAUUGAAUAUAAUCAAAUCAUAGAAUCUGUACUUGGGUUCAUACAAUCAGACCUAACACACAAAUCUAGGGUUCUCCUUACCCAGAUGAAUGGGAAAACUACUCCAUGGAAGAGAAGCAAAAGCAGGUUCAGAUGCAAAAAUCAUGCUGUGAAGGAUGAGAAUCUGCUCCUGGUCGUCAAUCGGCACUUCUCCAAGUGUAAGCCGAGCUCCAAUGGUGAUGAAGAUCAAGCUAGGGCACUUGGGAACUCUGGUUCGUCGCUUUCUCUCUCUAGGAAUCGCUUUCUUUCUCUAAAACUCGGAACUCCCUUCUCCUCUGCUGAAAAUUGGCUUAAAACCAGAAAAUCCCGACUCACACGGCCGUGUGACAUCCCCAGCUGCCUGUGUGAGUUGUGCAAACUGCAGCGUUUUGAUAAGUGGCUUCAGGCUUCCUACACGGCCACGACCCACACGGCCGUGUGGCUUCCCAAGGUGCCCGUGUGAGUUCCCUGGAAUUUCCACACGGCCAUCAGAGGUCCCCUACACGGCCGUGUGGCUUUUAGGCAUGCCCGUGUGGCUUCUCAGCUUCUCGCUAAACUUCCAAACUUCGUCCAAUCGACCCCGAACUCGUUCCUAAACCUUCAUUCACGUACUAGGACCUGAAAUAUCACAAACAAGAACAACCUAGCGUGAAAUCGGCCUAAAACGCGAGAAUCGACAUCUCAAACGGCUCAAGGAUAGGGGUAAAAACAUGUGUAAUCAAUGGUCUAUCAUAGCGACAAAGAAUUUUUUUUAUUAGAAUUAUAUAAUUCUCUCAACACGGUUUUAUCGAAACCAAUGAAAUCAAAAGAUGUAA